This is a messenger RNA of Apis dorsata (giant honeybee), 1171 nucleotides long. RefSeq names its product pyrimidodiazepine synthase-like. NCBI's taxonomy places the organism in Eukaryota, Metazoa, Arthropoda, Insecta, Hymenoptera, Apidae. Gene Ontology annotation, biological process: glutathione metabolic process. Gene Ontology annotation, cellular component: cytoplasm. Gene Ontology annotation, molecular function: glutathione dehydrogenase (ascorbate) activity; glutathione transferase activity. The coding region runs from base 348 to 986 and encodes 212 amino acids. The transcript is spliced from 6 exons. The record is from RefSeq and is a predicted model, not a curated record.
ACCUAGUUUCUUUGAAAAAGAAAUACAUUAGAAAGAAACUAUCCGUCUAUGAAAUUGUUACUGAUAAUAUAAAUUUUGAUAUCAUGAUANGGCUCGGUUUUGAAAAUGUGAAAAUUGAGAAAUUACGGCUUCUAUUAAUUUUUUAGAAUUUCAAUUACGCAUUUACAUACAUCAUUUACAAAAACAUUGACAUAUAUACUACAUAAUACAUACUACAUACACGUUACAAAUAAUCAUAUAUUGAUAUUUUACUGAUUAAUUAAAAUACAAUUAUCAUUUCAAACAUUUCGAAAUAUAUUGUCUAUUUUCUUGUUAGACGUAAGUCUACUAAAGAAAUACUAACUAUUAUGAGUAAUUUACAUCUUGGACCUGAUUCCCAGAAACCACCAGAAGUAAAAGGACAAGUUCGUUUAUAUGGUAUGAAAUAUUGUCCUUUUACACAUCGAAUUCGAUUAAUACUUUCUUAUAAAAAAAUUCCCCAUGAUAAUGUUAAUAUUAAUAUCAAAAAUAAACCAAAAUGGUAUUUAGAAAUUCAUCCAGAGGGUAAAGUACCAGCACUUUUUUCUUCAUUUCUUAUUCUGAAUAUAAGAAUAACAUUCUUUUGUGAUUUUCAGCUUAUUAGUAUUUUUUCAAACUGUAUUCAUGGUAAUGAUAGCAGACCAAUCAAUGAAAUUAUUGCUGAAAUUUCAUCUCUACUAAUAGAAUUUGAAGAAGAAUUAAAAACUCGUGGAACAGUUUAUUUUGGAGGAACACAACCUGGUAUGUUAGAUAUAUUGAUGUGGCCAUGGGUUGAACGACGGAAGUCUUUAUCUUUAAUUUAUGAAGAACCCACUCAUUUUAAUGAUGGAAGUUUUUCUCAUUUAAUGAAAUGGAUGCAAGAAAUGAAAGCACAACCAUUUAUACAAGAAAAUGAAUGUUCACAUGAAAAGUUUGCUCAGUUAGUCAAAGAUUUGAAAACAGGAAAUGUUGAUUUUGAUAAACUUUAAAUCUUUCAUUAUAUGUGCAUAUAUUGAUACAUAAUAAUUUAAGUCUUGGAUAUAAUUACAAGUUUGAAACAUUAAAAUAAUCAUUUAAUGAAAUUUACUAUAAUUAAUCUUAAAAUAUAUCUGAUAGUAUUAAUUUGUAAAUAGAAAUUAUUAUUUUAUAAAUAAUCAUAAAACUUUGAGCUUCA